AUUUAGGAAAAACUUUGAAAGGGAGCCACAAGCUUGGUGAACAAAUUAUUAUACAACAGCAGCUGAUUUAUCUUAAUGCUCUCCAUCAGGGGCUUUAUUUUCUUGCAGAAUGUCGGUGCUGAGGACCUGCGUACUGAUUGGAUUCUUUUUCUUGGCAUGCCACUUUGGGUCAGAGGGCUUUGUGCUGCAGUUUAACUCGUAUUGCAUUUUUGAUACCAUGGAAGACAUGGAGUACCAGCUCAUGUUUGUCUUUAACAAGCAGCCACUACUUCAGUAUAACCCCAGACUUGAGAAGUUUGUUGCCUUAGCAAGCUAUGGAUUUGGUAUUGUAAAGUACUUGAACAAUGAUACUGCCUAUCUGCAAGAGAUGAAACAAAGAGUAAAUACAACAUGCCGAAAGACAAUGAGUGAAUACUGGAAGAAAACAGUUCCAAGAAAAGCACAACCUUCUGUGGGAAUUGACAGAAUUGUUCCACAAACUACAAGCUUCACCACAGCACUGAAGUGUCACGUGGUUGGAUUCUAUCCACCAGAAGUGUCUAUUACGUGGCAAAAAAAUGGAGAGAUGGUCAACCAAUCUGUCUACAUAACACCAGUUAUACCCAAUGGUGACUGGACCUAUCAGAUUACUGCAUCAUUGGAAUUCACACCAAGUAUGGGUGACAAGUAUAUCUGUCUGGUGAACCAUGUGAGCCUUGAUGCACCAAUAGCCAUACAGUGGAAGCCAGGCAUAAACAACUAUGAGACAUACUAUAGCACCGCUGCUACGAUUGUGUUUGUUGUAGGACUCCUGGUCUUGUUCCUGGGAAUCAUCUUCUGGAAAUCAGCUUACAGUGGUUUUAUGUAUAUUCCGAUAUAUGGGAACACAGAUGAAUAAAGGGCCUUGCUAGUGGUACACCACCUAUCCCACAGCAACUUCCCAUGCUCAUGGGGAAUGUUUUUUUAAUAGGACUGCAAAUUUAUUCUGAUCCCUUCUAAAAAUAUAUAUCAUCUGUGUGGAGGAGUAUACUUUCUCCUACUGAUAAAAGACUGACGGGACUGUUUAAGAAGAAAUGACUAACUGGAGCGCUACAGCAGUAAACAGAGUCAAGAACAUCAGACUGUGUGAUGGAAAGUUUCAUGUUCCAUUUCAUCUUCUGCCAUUUAACUGCUGAGUGGUAUUCCUGAAUAAGUUCCUCAAACACAUUUUGAUGUCAGCACUGAAAAAAGACACUGGAGUGAAUGUCAACAUUUUAACUAGAAACAUCUCAGAUCUAAGUUCUGGUAUUAUAAUUGUACCAAGUCAUAUUUGAUAAAUUACUGCCUUUAGAGGAAUGUUGCUUUGCACCUUAUUGGAUGAGUUAUUCUUUGAAAUGAAAUGCGGCAAAAACAAUUAAGAUAAACACAGUAUUGUAUACAUAGUGGUUUGAUUCUCACCUUUGAAGGGAUAUUUGCAAGGCUUAAAAAUGGCUUGCAAAGGAAAGGCAGCUAGCCUAUCACUUAUCUAAUAGCAGAAAUGUAUGCUGCAUUAGCCUAAUUUCCAUGGCAAAACACUGUUAUUAAUGUGAUUUCCUGAAGUGAGUACUGGAAUCUUGCAGAAUAUUUUCACUGAUUUGUCUUUUUGUUUCUCUGUCUCUUCUUUGCAUUAAAUUGCUGCUUUUAAUUUA
Messenger RNA from Protopterus annectens (West African lungfish), 1646 nucleotides. RefSeq names its product HLA class II histocompatibility antigen, DM beta chain-like. Gene Ontology annotation, cellular component: membrane; MHC class II protein complex. Lineage: Eukaryota; Metazoa; Chordata; Ceratodontiformes; Protopteridae. The coding region runs from base 110 to 877 and encodes 255 amino acids. The record is from RefSeq and is a predicted model, not a curated record. Gene Ontology annotation, molecular function: MHC class II protein complex binding. The transcript has 6 exons. Gene Ontology annotation, biological process: antigen processing and presentation of exogenous peptide antigen via MHC class II; peptide antigen assembly with MHC class II protein complex; positive regulation of T cell activation.